AUGCACACUGUGAGUUCAGAGAAGAGCCGCGGGGAGGAUCCAUCAUCUGUUCCUUGCACGCAGGAAUCUCGCGAGGAGGAAAACGACAAGGUAGGAUUCUACAACCAAAAGAAUCGCGUAGUCCACAUCCUGAUUGGGGCCGGCUUCGGGUUGUUGGCGUCAGUAGCCACCAUUGUCUUCAUCGUUUGUGCCGUGUGGAUAGCGUCUCCGGCUGCGCCACCAGCCAACCCGAUAGAUGUGAUAGUCGACCUCAUUGAUAUACAAGCAGAUCCCGGCCAUCUGCGAGCCGACCCCAACCAUCUGCGAACCGACGCCAACCAUCUGCCAGCCGACCCCAACAAUCUGCGAGCCGACUCCAACCAUCUGCCAGCCGACCUCAACCAUCUGCCAGCCGACCCCAACCAUCUGCGAACCGACUCCAACCAUGUGCGAGCCGACUCCAACCAUCUGUCAGCCGACCCAAACCAUCCGUCAGCCGACCCAAACCAUCUGCCAGCCGACCCAAACUAUCUGCCAGUCGACCAAAACCAUCUGCCAACCGACCAAAACCAUCUGCCAACCGAUCCCAACCUGCUACGAACCGACCCAAAUCAUCUGCCAGCCGAUUCCAACCAUCUGCCGGUCGACCCCAAUCAUCUGCGAACCGACCCCAAUCAUCUGCCAGCCGAUUCCAACCAUCUGCCGGUCGACCCCAAUCAUCUGCGAACCGACCCCAACAAUCUGCGAACCGACUCCAACCAUCUGCCAGCCGACCCAAACCAUCUGCCAGCCAUCCCCAAUCACCUCCGAACCGACUCCAACGAUUUACAAGUCGACAAUACCAUUCUACAAGCAGCUCAAACUGCGACCGAUAUACAAGCAGACCCCACCUAUCUACAACCAGAUCCUACCGACAUACAACCAGACACCACCGGCAUACAACCAGAUACCACCGGCAUACAACCAGACACCACCGACAUACAACCAGACGCCACCGACAUACAACCAGACGCCACCGGCAUACAACCAGGCACCACCGAUCUUCAAGCCAUCCACUUUCGAGCCGACUCCCCAGAUCUACGAGCCGAAACCACCGAUCUGCCUACAGACGACGAAGAUCUCGUGUUCAUUUCAUUUUAUCUGUCGUACUUGUAA
Messenger RNA from Branchiostoma belcheri (Belcher's lancelet), 1134 nucleotides. RefSeq names its product DNA-directed RNA polymerase II subunit RPB1-like. The coding region runs from base 1 to 1134 and encodes 377 amino acids. The record is from RefSeq and is a predicted model, not a curated record. The transcript has a single exon. NCBI's taxonomy places the organism in Eukaryota, Metazoa, Chordata, Leptocardii, Amphioxiformes, Branchiostomatidae.